UUCUUCUUCCUCUCGAUCGCCCCAAAGUUUUUUCAUUUUCUCUUCUCCUUCUUCUUCUGAGGCGAUCUUCAAUCUUUUCGCCUAUUCUCGCACCUCUAAACCCUAGUUAAGCCCUAGAUUUUGCAUCGAUUUCACUCUAAUUUCAUCUCUCAUUGUCCUAUUCAGUCUUCACGACUUCACUGAAGCUUGAUUUGGGCUUGUGGAUGGCGUUUCUUGGUUGAAUUUCUUGUUUUGAAGUAGCAAAAUGUCUGUUUCCGAGCUUAAAGAGCGGCAUGUGGCGGCUAUUGAGACUGUCAAUUCUCUCAAAGAGCGCUUGAAGCAGAAGAGGCAUUCGUUGCUUGAUACCAAUGUAGCUGGAUAUGCGAGGUCUUUGGGGAGGAAUCCCGUCUGUUUUGGAGCUACGGAUCUUGUUUGCUGUAGGACUUUGCAAGGUCAUACUGGAAAGGUGUAUUCGUUGGAUUGGACUUCAGAGAGAAAUAGAAUUGUUAGUGCUUCUCAAGAUGGUCGUUUAAUAGUGUGGAAUGCUUUAACAAGCCAGAAGACUCAUGCCAUAAAGCUACCUUGUCCUUGGGUCAUGACCUGUGCUUUCUCUCCUUCUGGUCAAUCUGUAGCAGGUGGUGGUCUUGACAGUGUUUGUUCUAUUUUCAACCUCAACUCUCCAACUGACAGGGAAGGGAAUCUGCCAGUGGCUAGAACGCUUAGCGGGCAUAAAGGAUAUAUUUCGUCUUGUCAGUAUGUUCCAGAUGAGGAUACUCACCUCAUUACUGGUUCUGGGGAUCAAACAUGUGUCUUAUGGGACAUUACUACUGGGCUUCGAACUUCUGUUUUUGGAGGUGAAUUUCAGUCGGGACAUGCAGCAGAUGUAUCAAGUGUAUCUAUCAGUGGAUCCAAUUCCAGAACAUUUAUUUCUGGUUCUUGUGAUGCAACUGCCCGCCUGUGGGACACUCGGGUAGCUAGUCGAGCAGUUCAAACGUUUCAUGGGCAUGAAGGAGAUGUUAUAGCAGUGAAGUUCUUUCCAGAUGGUAACCGGUUUGGGACUGGUUCUGAUGAUGGAACUUGCAGAUUAUUUGAUAUCAGAACUGGGCAUGAACUCCAAGUUUACCAUCAGCUGCACAGUGAUAAUACCAACUCACACGUAACCUCCAUUGCAUUCUCUAUAUCUGGGAGACUUUUGUUUGCUGGAUACAAAAAUGGUGAUUGCUAUGUCUGGGACACCUUACUUGCAAAGAUGGUUUUGAACUUGGGAACACUUCAGAACUCACACGAAGGGCGAAUUAGUUGCUUGGGAUUGUCUGCUGAUGGAAGUGCUUUAUGUACAGGAAGCUGGGAUUCAAACCUGAAGAUAUGGGCAUUCGGAGGUCACCGGAAAGUAACUUAAGCAUGGGGGAAGAGUUUGAAUGGGGUGUAUUUUCUGUACUGCCUUCAGAUUCACUGCAAGGUUUGUGUUUAGUGUAUUCAUUCAAAUGCAUUGUUCUUGCUUGUUGAAAAUCCUUCAAAUUCUUAGGUAAGUAAAUCCAUACUCUAUGCUUGUAAGUUGUAGUAACCUUCUCUAGAAAGAUGUCUAAUCUGAACACUCAGAAAUAUUAUCAUUAAAAAAAAAGGUCAAAAAAUGGGUUCUUGAGCUGGAGAGUUCUUUUUGAAA
Messenger RNA from Benincasa hispida (wax gourd), 1642 nucleotides. It is a transcript of the gene AGB1, whose product is annotated as GTP binding protein beta 1. The record is from RefSeq and is a predicted model, not a curated record. Gene Ontology annotation, molecular function: protein binding. Gene Ontology annotation, biological process: signal transduction. NCBI's taxonomy places the organism in Eukaryota, Viridiplantae, Streptophyta, Magnoliopsida, Cucurbitales, Cucurbitaceae.